Messenger RNA from Paramisgurnus dabryanus, 828 nucleotides. NCBI's taxonomy places the organism in Eukaryota, Metazoa, Chordata, Actinopteri, Cypriniformes, Cobitidae. The record is from RefSeq and is a predicted model, not a curated record.
AUGAAUAACUCUACAGUGAACUUCACCACACCUGAAGAAACCACAACUUCCACUGGGUUCCUGCUCGGUCUGGAAAUUUGUUGCUACAUCAUCAACAUCCUUUUUGGUCUUCCAGCACACGCUUAUGUUAUAUGGUUCAUCAUCAAGACAAAUGCGCUUGCAUCAGAGUUCUUUAUUUUUAAUCUCACCAUCUGUGAGAUCGGUCAAUGUGUCAAUUGUAUGUUUUCUAUACUGAUAACUUGGUUUUCAAGUCUCAAUACUUUAUCAUUGGCUUUAUUUGGACUGUUCUUUACCAGUCGCCCUGUGUUUCAUUCUUUGAUCUGUGUCGAGCGUUACCUGGCUGUGGUUCAUCCUGUAACUUUUCUGAAGUACAAACCUCUCAGAUAUAAAGUCAUCUGUUGCACGGCUGCCUGGAUCAUUUGUCUUGGAUCCUGUUUGUGCUGUUUGCUGUUAAACUCAUAUGACUGGAUAGCAUAUAGAGGGGUUUUCUCCACACAGUUUUUUAUCUUUCUCUCCAUUCAGUUGUUUUGUUGUGUGGCUGUUCUCAGAGCUCUGAAGCAGUCAGGACCAGGAGAGAGAGGAAGAGAGAGAGAGGAGGAAAACAACAUGAAGAGAAGAGCGUUUUAUCUCAUUCUCAUAACUAAUGUCAGCAUACUUAUCACAUACCCCCCGUUAGUUAGCUUUGGAUUUUUUGUUGUUUUGUCAAAAGUUGAUCUUGCUGAGGCAAUGUGGCUUAUUGGUUUGAUUUGUUUUGUUCUGUGUGGUUUUGUUCAACCUGUGCUUUAUCUGAACCGAGCUGGAAAACUCAGCUGCUUCUGUUCUCCAUAA